AUGGGAAAUUCCGAGAGCCAAUAUAGCAUCCAGGGCCCCAAAGGCACCGACUUUGUCCCUGGGAAACCGAAGCCAUACUCACUGAAGCUCCGCACAGCCAAAGAUGAUGCUCUGUCGCCCCAUACAUGGUGGAAAAGUGCACCAGUGAGUUCAGGGUAUAAGGCCAGGUGUGUUGGCCGUGGCUGUCUGUCUCCUCCUAAAAGCCGGCCGCCCUACUCCCCUAGGCACUGUGACUACGUCUCAAAGGGGACAAGGGGCAGCCCAAGUGAGCAUCGUUGGCAUCAAUCGCCUGGAUGUGGUAUACGAAGGCGACAUAUUUCAGAUGAGUAUGAAAAUAACCCAUAUGGAACUGAUCUCAAUGGGCGCACCCUGAAUGGACACAGUGAUGAGCAAGAAGCUUUAGAGGAACAGAGCAGCCCACGGGUAGUGAUCAAGAAGGAUGGUAGUCUCAGGGUGGAGUUCACCAACACCUCGGGCAAUGCUCUCCUCCUGGAUGAGGCUUCUGGCCCCGUACAACUCCUCAAGUUCUCUCCCAACAUGGAGUCUACCUCCAUUCCCAGUCUGCCUGGCUCAAGUGGUAGUAGGCAGGAUGGCCACCGCGGCGGUCCACCGCCGGCAUCUACCUCCUCUACGGCCAGGACCAGUAAGGGAAGCUCACUGAGCUCUGAUGGCUCUUGGUAUGAUUCUCCCUGGGGGCCCAGUACAGAACUGUGCGAGCAGGACCAACCUUGCUCUUCCAGCAGGACACUGGUACACUCCUCCGUCCACCAGCUUGACGCCUUCACUGAACAGUCUCCCCCUGUGUCCAUCACAGACCUCUACAAGGACUCCACAAUGGCUGCCACCUUUCCCACAGCAAAGGACCUGUCCUCCCACUUACAGCAGCCUCCACCAGGCCAGAGGCCACACAGAGCCUCUUUUGCAUCAGUCCUGGAUGCUCCAUUGGAGGAAGAAUCUCCUGAGGCCUGCCAGUACUCGUCGUACACCCUGCCCUGUCGCAGACCAAAAGCCCACACCAUGAGCGAGGAUCUGGACCAGUAUCCUGAACAGGAGCAGGCUGGAUCUGAUUUUGGCAUCCAUAAGAAAGACUCCAUCAAAAACCGCAUGAGGCGCUUCAGUGACUGGACAGGAAGCCUCAGCCGCAAGAAGAGGAAGUCUCAGGAGACCAGGUACAAGGACCUGAGCGACGCCUUUGACAGCGGGGUUGAUGGCCUGACUGCAGACACCAGCUCCCCCUCCCAAGUCUCUAGCACCCUCUGGUUCCCUGGAGCCUCCAGGGCCCAAUCAUCAGGAGCCAUCCACCAAACGGCCAACGACUUACUCCGCCAGAAUAUCUAUGAGAACUUUAUGAGGGAGUUGGAAACCGGCACUGGACAGGGAGGAGGGGAACGCAGCGAGAUAAGAGACCCAUCUACAGGCACUGAAGAGGGGGAGAGCAGCAGCGAGUCCGCCGAGGGCUCCCUGGAGCAGCUGGAUCGGCUGUUUGAAAAGGAGCAGGGGGUGGUCAGACGGGCCGGAUGGCUUUCUUUCAAACCCCUCGUCACCCUACACAAGGACAGGAAGCUGGAGCUGGUGACCCGCCGCAAGUGGAAGCAGUACUGGGUGACCCUGAAAGGAUGUACAUUGCUGUUCUACGAGACUUACAGUAAAGGCUCUCCGGAGCAUGAGCUGUCACCGCGCUACGCUCUCCUGGCCGAGGACAGCAUCGUCCAGGCCGUCCCCGAGCACCCCAAAAAGGAGAAUGUCUUCUGCCUCAGCAACUCGUAUGGCGACGUCUACCUUUUCCAGGCCAGCAACCAGACCGACCUGGAGAACUGGGUGACUGCCAUCCAUUCUGCCAGUGCCUCGCUGCUGGCCAAGCGCCAGGGGAAGGAGGAUACGGUGCGCCUGCUGCGGAGCCAAGUCCGCGGCCUGCUGCAGAAGAUCGAUAUGGACGGGAAGAUGAAGAAGAUGGCUGAGUUGCAGCUGACAGUGGUCAGCGACCCCAAGAACCGCAAAGCUAUUGAGAACCAGAUCCAGCAGUGGGAGCAGAACUUGGAGAGGUUUAACUUGGAUCUGUUCAGGAUGCGCUGCUACCUGGCCAGUCUACAGGGUGGAGAGCUUCCCAACCCAAAGAGCCUGCUGGCAAUCGCCAGCCGCCCCACCAAAUCCGCCCUGGGACGCCUGGGGAUCUUCUCCGUCUCCUCCUUUCAUGCACUGAUCUGUUCCAGAGAUGAGGCCACACUCAGAAGGCGCUCAGUGUCCCUGACUCACAGACAGCGCAAGAGAGGCCUUUUCUCCUCGCUCAAAGGCCUCGACAACCUUACGAAGAGAGGACGAGACAAGAGGCCCUCUGCUUCACAGAUCUUUGAGAGCGACGCUGGAGGUCAAACGUACGCCCUGCCUCCCAGGAGCACUGAGCGGCUGGACAUGCUGACCAGUAUCUACUCCAUGUCUCCCCCUGAGGGCGGUGUGUGGGACGGCAUCAGCGGUGCCACGGACGUGCUGACGUGUGUCUACAUGCCAGAUGGCCUGACAGUCCAAGUUCCUGUCAGAAGAGAGCAGACAGCCGCCGACCUUCUUUCUGCAGCCUGCAAGGUGAAACAGCUGGAUGCGGGCCUGCACUGCCUGCGACUGCACAGGCGAGCAGGGCAGGGCGUGGAGGUUCGACACGUGGCUCCCGGAGAGCUCCUCGCUGAUGUGGUUAAUGAUCAGCUGGAGGUGGUCCCAGUUAAUGUGUUUACUCUACACAUGAGCAGGCCGAGCGAAACCGCAGACUUUGGUUUUGCAGUAACGGGACACAUUGACAGUCAGAAAAACAGCAGGAUCUUUGUCAGCGAAGUGCUUCCUGAUGAUUUGGCAUUCAACGAAGGUCUGCGUCCAGGCGAUGAGAUCCUGGUGCUGAACGGUCGCUGUGUGUCGAGCCUGGACCUGACGCUGAUCCAGACGCUGUUUGCUGAACAAACCCUGCACCUGAGCCUCCGGCGGGACGGACCGUCGCCGCCAACAGUGGCCUCCAACCACCGGUUCCUUCCUCUCAAACACAACCUGGAGGUUCGCAGCAAGCACCACCGAGCCAAGUCCUCCUCAGAUGUGUGCACUGCAGCUGAUUGUGCGGAGUCGCUGUGUGUAGGACUGGAGAACGGUCACUCCCACUGCGCACACAGGCCUGUUCAGCACAGCAAGAGCGUGGACACAGUGUGUACUCUCUACCAGUCCUUCCAGGAGGGGGCGGCCUCAGUAUCUGGGGGUUUGAUGGACGACACCAAAGGGCCUCAAGUGAGGCAGGGAGGGGAGUUGGGCUCGGGUCAUACGCAAGAGGCCACCCUGCUCAGACCUUGCCCCAAGCUUAUGAGUGCCACUGAGAGGUUACGCAAGGUCAUCCAGGAGCUGGUGGACACAGAGAAGUCCUAUGUCAAGGACCUGGCCUGUUUGUUCGAGAUCUACCUGAAACCCCUGCAGAAUGAAACCUUCCUCACACUGGACGAGAUGGAGAGUCUGUUUGGCAGCCUGCCUGAGAUGUUGGACUUCCAGAGGGUGUUCCUGCAGACCCUGGAAGAGAGGAUCGCCUCCUCGCCUGACUUCAGCACUCUGGAGACUCCCUCACAGUUCAAGAAGCUGCUGUUUUCUCUUGGGGGUUCGUUCCUCUACUACGCCGACCACUUCAAGCUCUACAGCGGCUUUUGUGCCAACCACAUCAAGGUCCAGAAGGUCAUGGAGAGAGCUAAGACGGAUCAGGCCUUCAAAGAAUUCCUGGAUGCGAGGAACCCCACCAAGCAGCACUCAUCCACUCUGGAGUCCUACCUGAUUAAACCGGUGCAGAGGGUGCUCAAGUAUCCCCUGCUGCUCAGGGAGCUGGUCUCCCUCACUGACGCUGACAGCGAGGAGCACUACCACCUCACCGAGGCUCUGAAAGCCAUGGAGAAGGUGGCCAGCCACAUCAAUGAGAUGCAGAAGAUCUACGAGGAUUACGGCUCUGUGUUUGAUCAGCUAGUUGCGGAGCAGACUGGCCACGAUAAAGAGGUCACGGAGAUUUCUAUGGGAGAGUUUCUCAUGCAUUCCUCAGUGGUCUGGCUCAACCCGCAUACAUCGUUGGGUCGCAUGAGAAAAGAUCCCGAAAUGACCGUGUUUGUGUUCAAGAAAGCGGUGAUAUUGGUCUACAGAGAAAACAACAAGCUGAAGAAGAAGAUGACCAGCUCUCGUUCCGCACUGUCUCACGGAGAUUCUGACCCCUUCAAGUUCCGUUGGCUCAUCCCGCUGUCUGCGCUGCAGGUCAGAUUGGGAAAUACUGCAGGAACAGGCACAGAAACCAGCUGCAUCUGGGAGCUGAUUCACUCCAGGUCUGAAGUCGAAGGGAGACCGGAAACCAUCUUCCAGCUGUGCAGCAGUGUGCCAGAGAACAAGGUCAACAUCAUCAAGGUGAUCCGCUCCAUCCUCAGGGAGAACGUGAGGAGGAACAUGAGGAGCGAGGGCACGUUGGAGAAGAGCUGUAAGGAGCGCCUGGUCCCCCUGCGCAGCACCCUGCCCUCCUCCGCCAGGAUAGGUUCCACCAGGGCCUCCUGGUUGUGUAAACAGCCACUUGGAGAUCUCUCCGCCCAGGCUGGGAAUCCCAAGCUGGGGCCGGACUCAGAUGAAGGGAGCCUGAGCAGUGGUACCUACAGUUUGUGUGGGGGGGCUCCUCCACCUUGCACCUCCUCUGAGUUGCAUAACAUCCCUGUCCAGCCAAACUGGUCUCAGACACCUGGAUCCAACUCACAACCCCGCUCCACCUCUGCUGUGAAAGAGUCUGAUAUUUUGAGUGACGAGGAUGAUGACGGCUUUAUUGAGGGGGGAACCAGGAGGGGCAGUGGAGACAGCAGUUCUCCAACUAGCGCCAUUGAGGCUCAAUUCCUCCAACUUAAACUCUCAGAGGACGCUGCACAGGCUCCCUGUGUUCAACCUGAGGGAGACACUCCAGAGACCCAACCCAAACUGAUGCGAGAACACUUCAAUGCUGUUAAGAGGAAAACCAGCAGUUUCAGGAGGAGCCAGGGUGCACUGUUGAACAUGAAAGCACACAGCAAGUCACUGGACAGCCAGGCAGAUGCAACUUCGUUGUCCGGGGUCGUGGACCUCAACGCGUUGCUCGAGAGAGAGUUCAGCGUCCAAAGUCUGACUUCUGUAGUGAAUGAAGACUGUUUCUAUGAGCCAGCUGAGAGCUGUGCCACCAACUCUGGAAAUUCCACCUCCUCAUAGGGGCCUGAUUGGACAGAGCAUAACUAUACUGUACCUGGGCAGCAAGGCAAUGGUCAUAAAAAGGUGAGAGACUGACCAAAGCCCUGGCGUCAUACAAGGGGAAUCCCCUGUGGCUCACUUCAGGCUCUACCAGUGUGGCUGUGAAGCUGUGCCUCAACUCAGAAGUCGGUUUAGUAAACCACAUGCCUGCCUGCUAAAAGUUAGUUGUAAAUUAUAUUUUUCUGAUGGAAGAUGGGGCUGACAGACUCAGUUUCUCCCCCGAGAGAGGUGAAGCGAGGUGAUUUCUGUCCCAAUGAUAAUAACUGAAAUGAAUCUGCCAAGCACUGAAGCGUUUCCGCCAUUUCCUCAGCUCUGUGGCCUUGGCCUCCUCCCAACAAACCGCCUGAGUGACGUGUUCAAUCCUAGUUUGCCGCUUGUGCUGGUUGGCAGAUCUCAGUUUUUGACCUUUUCUAUGAAGAACGGGGAGAAUGUCCUCGGUCCGUCAGUCCCAAAAGUUAGAAGAGGAAGAAAGUCCACAGGGAAUAUAGAGCCACGGAAUACCCAGAUGAAUUACAUUUAUCAGGGUUGGUAAAGUAUUCAUUUGUAUUUGGUGUCACAGAACCAAACACUGUAGGUCACCGCUUAUUACAAAUUGCAUUUUUGUUAAAAACGAAAGGAGGCACAGACUAUCGCAGCAAAUUCAGAUCCACACAAAGAGCAGUGGCGGUCAUUUCAGACUUUGGCCUAAACAAACAGGAAGGACACCAACUUUUGCAACUAAGCCUUUUUUUGCUGUAUUUUGUGCACUAAAGUACAAUGUUUGCCUAUAUUUUUUAAAUAUGUGUACAGUUUUUAAUGUUAUUAACUUUUAUUUAUUAAUAGGUUUGAUUAUGUGUAUCUUAGCAAACUAACUUUUUGGGUGAAGGCUUGAACCGUUGGCUAAAGAUUUGGUUCAUAAAUAAAUAUAAAAGAUGCAAUACUGCUUGACAUUUUUUCCACUUAAAGUAGCCUACUGGAUUUUGGUUGUCUUUCUCCUAAGAUUGUAAUUUCCAGUGUUUGCAUUGGAAUGCACAAGCUUUUGAGGUCUGGCUGCUUAAAUGAAUGAUUUAAACUGCAAUACUGUUUCUUUUUAUGUUUGUGUCCUGUAUAUACUCUUUUCUAUUUUAAAAACACUUAUGUAUUCUCUUAUACAUACUUGACACUGUGCAGUUAAGACACAAGGUAGGAAUUAGCAAUAAUUGCAGCUGAUAUUUUUGUAAAAACCCUCUGUUUGCCAUAGCAUAAAGUACAUGUUGAGGUACUAUAAAAAUGGGCAAACUACAUUCUUUACCUUCUCAGCUCAACUUUACCAUGCCUUUAAUGCUAGCAUACCAAUGAAUGUGAAUGCCCCAUUCUUAUGGAAUUGUUUUAUAAAUAAAAGUUGUAUCUGUGAA
Molecule: messenger RNA, 6626 nt
Organism: Cottoperca gobio
Lineage: Eukaryota; Metazoa; Chordata; Actinopteri; Perciformes; Bovichtidae
Gene: tiam2a
Product: TIAM Rac1 associated GEF 2a
Biological process (GO): small GTPase-mediated signal transduction; activation of GTPase activity
Molecular function (GO): protein binding; guanyl-nucleotide exchange factor activity
Source: RefSeq, a predicted model, not a curated record